Messenger RNA from Phragmites australis (common reed), 1699 nucleotides. RefSeq names its product chaperone protein dnaJ C76, chloroplastic. The coding region runs from base 112 to 1572 and encodes 486 amino acids. NCBI's taxonomy places the organism in Eukaryota, Viridiplantae, Streptophyta, Magnoliopsida, Poales, Poaceae. The transcript is spliced from 3 exons. The record is from RefSeq and is a predicted model, not a curated record.
GAACUCGCUACUUGUCGCUUGCUCCCUUCCCAGCUCCCCAUCCCCUGCCAUUGGAAGCUCCCACCGUUCAGGGAUCGCCUGGCGAGCAACGCAAAUCACCCUCAAGCAACCAUGCCAGCGCUGCUCCUAAACACCGUCUCGGUCUCCCCCGCCAACCCAAGGCUGCCGUUCACCACCACACGGCGAGCUAGCAGUCGCCACAGGUGCCGAGCCGACGCAUCCGGCAGCAACACCAACGGUGGCAACGAAGGCUACCGGCCGGGGAGCGUCCGCGGGUCGUGGGUGUCGGACUACGACCUGUACGAGCUGCUGGGCGUGGAGCCUUCAUCGCCCCAGUCGGAGAUCAAGGCGGCCUACCGAACGCUGCAGAAGCGGUGCCACCCGGACGUGGCCGGCGCCGCCGAGGGCCACGACAUGGCCAUCGUCCUCAACGAGGUCUACGCGCUGCUCUCCGACCCGGCCUCGCGCCUCGCCUACGACCAGGAGCAGGCACGGCGGUCCGAGUUCGCCGGGUACACUGGGCGGCCGCUCUACUCGUCGUGGCUCGGCGGGGAGGCCGAGCGGCGGGCGGUGUUCGUGGACGAGGUGCGCUGCGUCGGGUGCCUCAAGUGCGCGCUCCACGCCAGCAGGACGUUCGCCAUCGAGUCCGUCUACGGCCGCGCGCGCGUCGUGGCGCAGUGGGCCGACGGCGAGGACAAGAUCCUCGACGCCAUCCAGACGUGCCCCGUCGACUGCAUCUCGAUGGUUGAGAGGUCGGACCUGGCGGCUCUCGAGUUCUUGAUGUCCAAGCAGCCGCGCGGCAGAGUCCGCGUCUCCGAAGGCAACGCCGCGGGAGCUCGCGCACCCGACAUCUUCGCCGAGGUCAACAAGUUCCAGAAAAGAUUCCAGGAGAUGAAGCAGAAAUCUGCAACAAGAGAAUCCCAGGAGUCAGAGACAGUACGGCAGUCAAGAACAUCAGCAGUUCACGCCGUCAGGUCCAUGUCAAACUGGUGGUACUGGCGGCCAUUCGGAGCUCCGGCGUUGGCCCCGGCCGUCACCGUCCUCGCUUCUCGCCUCCUGCCGCCGCCGCCGACGACUUCUCGAACCGCUGACCCCGUGACGGACAGGCUCCAAGAAGCUGCCGCCGCCCGGCGCAAAGCAGAAGGCGCAACUGCCGCAACAGCGGUGCACACCCGUCGCGAUGACUACUGGACUCCGCAGCUGAACCUGCCGUCUUCAGCUUCUCCACCGAGCAUUCACCAGAGGGGAAUUGCCGCUCCCCAAGGCCUCAACGGCAGGCGAAGAGCGCGCGGUAUAGCUAUCGCUGGCGCCGGGAGGGAGAGUAUAAGCAUCGACCUGACGGCGCCGUUGUUGCUGGGGAUCAUCUCGGCUGGGAUUGUGGGUUACAACGGCGAGGAGAUGACCGGAGGCGGCUCCAUUCAAGAGCAUGUUGGCGGCGCUGUUGCUCUCGGAGUCGUGAACAGCUUCGAACUGAAGGUCAUGUUGGCCGGGCUAACUUGGUUCAUCAUCGGCGCGGCCAUUGCUGGCUUGAUUCAAGUUCUUGGAAGAAAGGAAGAGAACAUCUGGAAAUGAAGGUGCAUGUGGAAUUGGUGUAUAUAUAGGAUAGUCUAAAGAUGAAAAUUUGAGUAUAUAGAAUCGUCAGCCGAUGCAAUCGGCAGUUGACAAUUCUAUAUAUGAGUAUAUAUGAACAAAAACUUUG